GUGGCAAGAAACUCCAUACUGCUGGUGGAUGACGAGGCUGGGAUUCGAAAGUCCCUGGGCGCCGUUCUGAGCGAGGAAGGCUUCAAGGUGACCACGGCCCGUACCGGAGAAGAGUGUUUGCGCCUGCUGGAGAAGAAGAUUUUCGAGCUGAUUCUGUUGGACAUCUGGCUGCCCGGCAUCAACGGGUUGGAGACCCUGGAGACCAUCAGGAAGAGGAAGGUGGAUGCGGCCGUGGUGAUGAUUUCGGGCCACGCCACCAUUGAAACGGCGGUCAAGGCGACCAGGCUGGGGGCCUUUGAUUUCAUCGAGAAACCCCUGUCCAUCGAGAGGACGCUGGUGGUGGUCAAGAACGGGUUGGAGAACAAGCGCCUGCAGGAUGAAAAUCGAACGCUCAAGUCCCGGUUGGGUGAACACUACAAAAUCAUCGGCCAAAGCAUUCCCAUCAAGGCCCUGCGCCAGCAAUUGGCCAUCGCGGCCCCCACCGAUGGCCGGGUGCUGAUCUACGGGGAGAGCGGCACCGGAAAGGAACUGGUGGCUCAUGCGCUGCACCACCAGAGCCUGCGAAAUGCGGCACCCUUCGUGGAGGUCAAUUGUGCCGCCAUCCCCGACGAGUUGAUCGAGAGCGAACUGUUCGGCCAUGUCAAAGGGGCCUUUACGGGUGCCACCGCCAACAAAGUGGGAAAGCUGGAAAAGGCCGACGGGGGCACGCUCUUUCUGGAUGAGGUUGGAGACAUGACCCUGAAGACUCAAUCCAAGGUGCUCAGGGCACUGGAAACCCAACGCUUCGAACCCGUGGGCGCCCAAUCGACGGUAUCGGUGGAUGUUCGCGUCAUCGCGGCAACCAACAAGAAUCUGGACCAGGAAAUGCAACGGGGCAACUUCCGCGAAGACCUUUUCUACCGGCUGAACGUCAUCCCCUUCUACGUGCCACCGCUGCGCGAGCGUACCGAGGACAUUCCGGUGCUGGCGGAAUUCUUCAUCGGAGACUUCUCCCGUCACUACGGGCGGCCGCCCAAGGAUCUGAGCGAGGAGGCGGUGGCUUUGUUGACGGCCUAUUCCUGGCCCGGCAACGUUCGCGAGCUGAAGAACCUGGCCGAGCGGCUGGUGAUCAUGACGCCCGCACGCAGGAUUGAAGCCCGGCACCUGCCGGCCGGACUGCUCAAGACCAACGGCCCCGGGGAGGAUCCGGUUGAGACCAGGAGCUUGUCGGAAGCCCGCAUGGCCUUCGAUCGAGACUAUAUCCUCAAGAAACUGGAGGAGAACCGGGGGAACAUUUCGCGCACGGCCGAAACGCUGGGCAUCGAGCGCAGCCACCUGCACCGCAAGCUCAAAUCCCUGAAGAUCACCGUCAGUCGGGGAUCGGUCAGGACACAAUGA
Geodia barretti is the source of this 1377-nucleotide messenger RNA. The record is from the annotation of a GenBank genome assembly. Lineage: Eukaryota; Metazoa; Porifera; Demospongiae; Tetractinellida; Geodiidae.